Messenger RNA from Endocarpon pusillum Z07020, 3504 nucleotides. RefSeq lists its product as uncharacterized. NCBI's taxonomy places the organism in Eukaryota, Fungi, Ascomycota, Eurotiomycetes, Verrucariales, Verrucariaceae. The transcript has a single exon. The coding region runs from base 1 to 3504 and encodes 1167 amino acids. Gene Ontology annotation, cellular component: catalytic step 2 spliceosome. Gene Ontology annotation, biological process: regulatory ncRNA-mediated post-transcriptional gene silencing; negative regulation of RNA catabolic process. The record is from RefSeq and is a predicted model, not a curated record.
AUGCGGCCGACUUGUACGGGAUUGACCUUGAGUAAACGGAUGGAACGAGGCGGCCGGCAAAAACCAAGUGCUCCUGAAGCAACUUUGAAUUCUCUCAACUCUGCCUCCAAGUCGCUUGAAUCUGCGGUGCCACGCUUUGCAAGCUUCAAACCCCGACCACCAACAGCAAGUCGCGACGACGAGAAGAACGAUCGAUCACGCACUGCUAGGUCGGUAGCCCCAGAAAAGCGAGGUGAUUGUCAUACAGAACCUCGCUUCAGCAAACAUCGAAAACAUCUACACAAGGAACAUGGCCGUAGCGGGAGGGCCGACAAGGAUCUUCCAACCUCCGCUUCUGGUGUCGACCUCGAUCUGCACCACUCGCCUGACCGAUCAGGCUACCGCAACUUGGACGAUGAAGACAUAGCUCAAUUCAGAGAAGAUAGAAGAAGUGAUGAGAACAAUGUCAGAUACGGUGCUCCAAGUCGGUAUACCGUGCCAAAAUAUCGUGAAGCUGGUCGGUAUGGCAUCCUUGGUCUCUCUAGAGAUUUCAAAACGACACCUGAGCUUGAGCCUGGCCGACGGCUGAUCACGGCUGAGCAUUUCCAUCCGGCUGACCGACGUGUAGCAAGAUCAUUGCGCACAGGUUUGUUGAAGGAGACAGGCCCGGCGCUCGUUGUUGCUCUAAAGAAGAAUGAUGCCGAAGUCGAUGCUCACAAAAGCUAUCUUCCAUUAUCACCAUAUCCUAGUCGAAAGCGACAAAAGCUGAAUGAUUGGCAUUCCCAUGCAGAAGGGCUCCCAGAAAAUUUACAACAAGAUAACAACUACGAUCACGAUCCCGACAAAUCUGCAGCCGGACAGAAUCUCGAAAGCCUUUCUACGAGCUCAGAUCCUGAUUCUGAAUCUGAGCACACGCCUGGUUCUGACUCGGGCGCUGGGAACAGCACGAGAGAGCGCCAUGUUCAUCUUUCAAGGCUUGUCAACGAAGAUCCAUCCAAUGUCAACGCGUGGCUGGCAUUGAUCCAGCACCAGGACCUCUUGCUCGCAGAGUCUGGUGGUGAUUUCACUCAAGUAUCGUCCGAUGCUCAGAAUCACGGACAUGCCGACGUCAAAUUGUCUAUGUAUAAGAAAGCCCUGUCCAAAACCAAAGGACAUCCUCUGCAAGAUUGGUUGGUGCAUGGCAUGAUGAUGGAGGGAGCUAAAGUUUGGGACAAUGCGAAAUUAACAAAAGAGUGGAAAUCUGUGCUGAAUGGGCUUCCGGAUAGUUUGCGCUUGUGGGUGCAGUACCUGACCUUUCGACAGACCAAUUUUCUGUCCUUCACCUAUGAGAGUUGUCGAGACCUUUUCAAGGAUUGUCUGAACAUGAUUCGAAAACGACAGGCUUCAUCUGAGUUGGAGGGUAUACGCAGCUACGUCUUCGUGCAAAUGACAACAUUCAUGCGCGAGGCGGGUUUCUCAGAGCACGCUCAUGCAUUAUGGCAAGCCAUCUUCGAAUACUGCUAUUUUGAGCCUAUGAGCGACCAGGCCGGUGACGAGCUCUUCUCAUUUGAGGAAUUCUGGGAUAGCGAGGUGCCUCGUUUGGGCGAAGAAGGUGCUCGAGGGUGGAGGAUGUCUCGGCGUAGUGAAGUGUUGCCUCGAAGUGAUCCUUUCAUUCCAACGACAACUUAUCAAGGCGAUAUUAGAGCCUGGAGUGUACAAGAGCAGCAGAAAAUGAGCUCGUCAACUUUGCCAGCCAGAACUCUCGAUGAAGUUGACGAGGAUGAUCCGUUUAGGGUGAUAUUGUUCUCAGAUAUUCAACCUUUCCUCUUCCGACCAUCUGGUGAAGAAGCUCAGAAACAACUCUUGCAAGCCUUUCUAUAUUUCUGUCAUCUUCUGCCGUUCCGACCAGGACCUCUCAAUGAUCGUUCGUUAUCUGAAGACGCGUUCAUUAAUAAUCCCCUCCGCGACGUCUGGGAGAUGAGCCUGGACGGUUGGAUCAUUCCGUCAGAACGAAGUCAACCAUUUGAUUUCCCCAUGCCGUCCUUUAUCAUAGACACAGCAUCUCUGUGGAGUGACAAUGAAUAUUGGCCCAAUCCGUGGAGAGGCCUCCACUCUGUACUGUCCAAUAAAGUUCGCUGCGACUGGGUCCAGCGAUCUUUACAGCAGCUUCUUGCUGCUUCACCUAAAGAUGAGCUCCUAGCAGAGUACAUUCUAGCUUUCAACACCCAAGUUGAUGUCAAGGAAGCUCGCAAAAAGGCCAAAAGUCUCCUCAAGCACGACUCGUCAAUUCGGCUGUACAAUGCCUUUGCCCUGCUGGAAUGCAGUACUGGCAAUUUUCAAGCUGCGGAGCGGGUUUGGUGCACAACUCUGUCCAUGCGUCCAUCAUUCUCCAAAACGAGUCAGCAAGAUGUUAUACUGAUCUGGCGAUCCUGGCUAUGGGCACUGCUGGAUCGGCGGGACUUCUCCAGAGCCUUGAGAGUGUGCCUGGCCGUUGCGGACGAAAAAGUGACACUGGAUGACCUAUCUCAAUCUGUGGCAGCAUACUCAGAAGGACAUCCGACCACCAAGCUCCGGGCUCAUCAAUACCUGUCAUCUCACCUCAACCAGAACCUCUCCUUGAAUAAUCCCGACCUCUCAGUCCACUAUCUAGACGUUCUGACCGUUUGGACCUACCUUACCUCCGACCACGACUUAGCGGCAUCUCUCGCGCACUAUACAACAACCUCAACUCAUCCCACAAUCUCCCAAUCCCCCUCAGCACUCUGCCUCGUCCACCAAUCCCGCGCCCGCUUGCUACACCUUCACGCCAGAACAUCCCGGUCCGGCUACAGACCAUCCGACAUCACAAUCCCACUCUCAGAGUCCAUCCGUCUCUUCCCUGGUAACACCAUCUUCCUUUGCCUUUACCACUUCCACACGCGUCGCUUUCUCCUCACAGACCGCAUCAGAGAAGUCAUCCCCACGCUCGCUAUGGCUUCAUCCACCAACCAACUAUCAACAACAGCAACAGCAACAGCAAGCCACAUGCUAAAUCCAUUGCUACGACCCAUAAUCCCAACCCUCUUCCACAUAUACAGCGAACUCAACCGCCCCACCUUCGCAGGAAGCACAUCCCAUUCCAUCCGCGCUGCAUUCGAAGAAGCCGUCGCCUCACCCCAUGACCGGGAUCCCGUCUCCAAAACCUCACCAGCAGGCCGUCACAGCCCAAUCAUAUGGAAACUCUACAUUCUCUGGGAGGUGCACGUCGCUUCCAGCCCACCAGCCACCAAGAAGCCCGCCCAAUCCCCACCAAUGAGACCACCGAAAAAGAGCACGUCGGCGGAGAGCAAGAGAGAACAUGCGGCGGACAGGGCAGUCGGUGUCUUUCAUCGCGCCAUCCGCGCCUGUCCCUGGUGCAAGAGCUUGUACAUGCUUGCGUUCAGCGUGCCUGACCUUCGGGAUGCGAUGGGCGAGGAGCAGCUGCGCGGCGUGUAUGACUUGAUGCAGGAUAAGGGCUUGAGGGUGCAUGUUGAUCUGGAUCUGGAUCUGGAUGAUUGCACCGCCUGA